Acanthisitta chloris (rifleman) is the source of this 3104-nucleotide messenger RNA. It is a transcript of the gene SMG7, whose product is annotated as SMG7 nonsense mediated mRNA decay factor. The record is from RefSeq and is a predicted model, not a curated record. The transcript is spliced from 16 exons. The annotation marks the transcript as partial. NCBI's taxonomy places the organism in Eukaryota, Metazoa, Chordata, Aves, Passeriformes, Acanthisittidae. Gene Ontology annotation, biological process: nuclear-transcribed mRNA catabolic process, nonsense-mediated decay. Gene Ontology annotation, cellular component: telomerase holoenzyme complex. Gene Ontology annotation, molecular function: protein binding; telomerase RNA binding; telomeric repeat DNA binding.
UCGUGAUGAGGUGAAGACUCGAUGGAGUGUUUCUGACUUCAUCAAGGCAUUCAUUAAAUUCCAUGGCCAUGUGUACCUGAGUAAGAGCUUGGAGAAGCUGAGCCCUCUUCGAGAAAAGCUGGAAGAACAAUUCAAGAGGUUGUUGUUCCAAAAGGCCUUCAACUCUCAGCAGUUAGUCCAUAUUACUGUUAUCAACCUGUUCCAACUGCACCACCUGCGAGACUUCAGCAACGAAACGGAGCAGCACAGCUACAGCCAGGACGAGCAGCUCUGCUGGACACAGCUCCUGGCUCUCUUCAUGUCAUUUCUUGGAGUUCUGUGCAAGUGUCCUUUACAAAAUGACUACCAGGAGGACUCUGGGGCUGCAUAUCCUCUUCCAGCUGUGAAGGUUUCCAUGGAUUGGCUGAAACUCCGUCCCAGUGUUUUCCAGGAGGCAGUGGUGGAUGAGAGACGGUACAUAUGGCCCUGGCUGAUUUCUCUUCUAAACAGCUUUCAGCCUCACGAAGAGGAUCUCUCCAGUAAUAAUGCAACCCCCCUUCCAGAAGAAUUUGAGUUGCAAGGAUUCCUGGCUCUGAGGCCCUCGUUCAGGAACUUGGAUUUUUCCAAAGGCCACCAGGCAAUUACAGGGGAUAAAGAAGGGCAGCAGCGUCGGAUCCGGCAGCAGCGCCUGAUCUUCACAGGCAAAUGGAUUGCUGAUAACCAGCCAAGGUUGAUUCAGUGUGAAAAUGAGGUAGGCAAGCUGUUGUUUGUGACAGAGAUCCCAGAACUGUUGCUGGAGGACCCAAGUGAAGCCAAAGAGAGUCUCGCCUUGCAGGAAACAUCCGUUGCAGAGCCACUGUCUGCUGAUGGGAGCCCUGGACUCAAAUCAGUUCUGUCCUCUGGCAGAAGCCUGAGCAACAACUGUGAUGUGGGAGAAAAACCAAUGGUCACAUUCAAAGAGAACAUCAAGCCAAGGGAGCUGAACAGGGAGCAAGGGCGUAUCUACCCCCCGAAGGACGUGGCGAGGGAAAGAAGGGACUUUAGCAAAGGAUUAGUAGCCAGUAAGAAUGAUGGGAAGAAGGAUAACAAUAAGAGAAAGAAUGAGACCAAGAAAUGUGGCUUGGAUAAGAUGCAGGAAGCAGGGAAGCAGAACGUGGCAGUUCAGGUGAAAUCCCAGACGGAGAUGAGGAAGACUCCGGUGUCUGAAGCCAGGAAAACACCUGUAACUCAGACUCCAAGUCAGGCCAGCAGUUCCCAGUUCAUCCCCAUUCAUCACCCAGGAGCCUUCCCUCCCCUUCCUAGUCGACCAGGAUUUCCUCCUCCAACCUACGUUGUCCCCCCUCCUGUGGCUUUCUCCAUGAGCACGGGGUACACCUUCCCAGGUGGUGUUUCUGUCCCAGGAACCUUCCUCCAGCCCACAGCUCACUCGCCUGCAGGAAACCAGGUGCAAGGUGGGAAACAGUCCCACAUUCCUUACAGCCAGCAACGGCCCUCUGGACCAGGGCCAAUGACCCAGGGACCUCAGCAAACACCACCUCCUUCCCAGCAACCCCUCUCAUCUUUACCAGCUCAGGCAACAGCACAGUCUGCAAGCCAGUUACAGGUCCAAGCUCUGGCCCAGCAGCAGCAGCAGCAGUCCCCCACGAAAGCUGUGCAGGGCCUGGGGAAGAGCCCACCACACCACUCCGGAUUCCAGCAGUAUCCACAGGCAGACUCGUCAAAGCAGCUCUGGAACCCCCCUCAAGUCCAAGGCUCCCUGGGGAAGAUCAUGCCUGUAAAGCAGCCCUAUUACCUGCAGGCCCAGGACCCUCUCAAACUCUUUGAACAGUCAUUGCAGCCUCCCGUGAUGCAACAGCAACCUCUGGAGAAAAAAAUGAAGCCUUUCCCAAUGGAGCCAUAUAACCAGAACCCCUCAGAAGUCAAGGUGCCAGAAUAUUACUGGGACUCUUCCUAUGGCAUGGCUGACAGCAGGGUGAUGGCCCAGCAGUCAAACAUGGACCGCAGGGGAAAGCGGCAAGGAGUCUUCCGCCCAGAGCAGGAUGCUGUCUCCAGGAUGACCUUUGAGGACCCCAAGAGCUCCCCUCUGCUCCCUCCGGACCUGUUAAAGAGUCUGGCUGCCUUGGAGGAGGAGGAAGAGCUGAUUUUCUCUAACCCUCCUGAUCUUUACCCAGCUCUGCUGAGGCCUCUCGCCUCUCUUCCUGGACGAAGCCUCUUUGUAUGUAUUUUGGAAAAACCAUCAGAAUUGAUGUCUCAGUCAUCAUCUUUCCUGUCCCUCAGUGGCUUUUCUCUUAAUCAGGAAAGAUACCCAAAUAACAGCAUGUUCAAUGAGGUGUAUGGGAAAAACAUGAAUACCAGCACAAAAACAGAAGUCACCCCUUCAGUUGCCCACCAGGAGACUUCACUCUAUUCUCUCUUUGAAGGGACUCCGUGGUCUCCAUCCCUUCCAGCCAGCUCAGAUCAUUCAACACCAGCCAGCCAGUCUCCUCACUCCUCCAACCCCAGCAGCUUGCCAAGCUCCCCUCCAACCCAUAACCACAAUUCUGUUCCCUUCUCCAACUUCGGCCCCAUCGGGACUCCGGACAGCAGGGACAGGAGAGUCGCAGACCGCUGGAAAACAGAUAAGCCAGCAAUGGGAGGGUUUGGUCUGGACUAUCUCCCAGCAACAUCCUCCUCCUCGGAGAGCAGCUGGCACCAGUCCAGCACUCCCAGUGGCACCUGGGCAGCCCAAGGCCCUCCCAGCAUGGAGGACUCCUCAGCUGUGCUUAUGGAGAGCCUGAAGUCCAUCUGGUCCAGUUCCAUGAUGCACCCUGGCCCCUCGGCCCUGGAGCAGCUGUUGAUGCAGCAGAAGCAGAAGCAGCAACGCGGACAAGGCGCCAUGAACCCACCGCACUGAGACGGAGGAGACAACCCUGGCAACGACGGCUCCAUAAACCAUGGCAUGUUGGGUCUGCAGGACUGGCCCACACGGUCCUGUGCAGGUGGCAGCCCUCUCCUCUGUUCCUUGCUGUCAGGAGGGCGUAAGUGCUCCACCGACCCACUGAGUGUGCACAACACGUCUGCAGUGCAAGCAACCAACAUCAGGAACUCUCCCAUCCCCGGGGCCCUUCGGAGGGAGAGAGGAACUG